Molecule: messenger RNA, 3626 nt
Organism: Dama dama (fallow deer)
Lineage: Eukaryota; Metazoa; Chordata; Mammalia; Artiodactyla; Cervidae
Gene: TOPORS
Product: TOP1 binding arginine/serine rich protein, E3 ubiquitin ligase
Exons: 3
Coding region: 196-3306 (1036 amino acids)
Biological process (GO): protein polyubiquitination; protein monoubiquitination
Molecular function (GO): metal ion binding; ubiquitin protein ligase activity
Source: RefSeq, a predicted model, not a curated record
UCCUCCAGGAAGAGGCGGAGUCGAGGUUAGGGAGUGAAAGGCUUAAUUCAAGAAUGGAUUUUAGAGUUUCUGGGCGCUGAAGAUAUAGGGGACCUUCCACCCGCGGGCCUCGAGCCUAGACCCCGGGGAGGCCCGCCGAGCCCGGGACCUACCGCGGAAUAAAUCCGGUCUAGGGUGCGGCGACUCACUGGCUUCAUGGGGUCGCAGCAGCCGCCGGGGUCUCCGCUGUCUCGCGAGGAGGGUGAAGCGCCCCCGCCUACUCCCGCUUCGGAGGGCCGGCGGAGAAGUCGUAGAGUUCGCCUUCGUGGAUCCUGCCGUCACCGGCCCAGCCUUCUGGGCCGCCGGGAACUGGCCACGAGCGCCCCAGCCCGGCCUGCGCCGGCAUCCUCUGAGAUAAUGGCAUCAGCCGCUAAGGAAUUUAAAAUGGACAACUUUUCACCUAAAGCUGGCACUAGCAAAUUGCAACAGACAGUACCAGCUGAUGCAUCUCCCGAUUCUAAGUGUCCUAUAUGCUUGGAUAGAUUUGAUAAUGUGUCUUACUUAGAUCGCUGUUUACAUAAGUUCUGUUUUCGCUGUGUACAGGAGUGGUCAAAAAACAAAGCCGAAUGCCCACUAUGUAAGCAGCCCUUUGAUUCUAUUUUUCAUUCUGUGAGGGCAGAAGAUGACUUCAAGGAAUAUGUCCUAAGACCUUCAUACAAUGGCUCUUUUGCCACUCCUGAUGUCCGACGAUUCCGCUAUCGCACAACUAUGACAAGGGAACGAAGUGCUUCUGUUUAUUCACCUAGUAGUACCGUGAAUAGAAGAACAACAACUCCACCAGACAGUGGAGUACUAUUUGAAGGGUUAAGCAUUUCAGCGAGACCUAGAGAUGGUGAAAUUCCUCCAUUUAUGAGACAGAUUUCAAUAAGAAGGCCAGCUACUGCAGAUGAGAGAUCUUUGCGGAAAAUUCAAGAACAGGAUAUCAUUAAUUUUAGGCGAACUCUCUAUCGUGCUGGUGCCCGAGUUAGAAAUAUUGAAGAUGGUGGUCGCUACAGGGACAUUUCAGCUGAAUUUUUCCGUAGAAAUCCAGCUUGCCUUCACAGAUUAGUCCCCUGGUUAAAACGUGAACUCACAGUUCUCUUUGGAGCUCAUGGAUCUUUAGUGAAUAUCGUCCAGCACAUCAUCAUGAGUAAUGUUACUCGCUAUGACUUGGAGAGUCAGGCAUUUGUGUCUGAUUUGAGGCCGUUUUUGCUUAAUCGGACUGAGCAUUUUAUACAUGAAUUUAUCAGUUUUGCUCGCUCUCCAUUUAACAUGGCAGCCUUUGAUCAGCAUGCUAAUUAUGAUUGCCCUGCUCCUUCAUAUGAAGAAGGUAGCCAUUCUGAUUCUUCAGUCAUAACAAUAUCUCCAGAUGAAGCUGAGACCCAAGAGCUGGAUGUUAAUGUAGCCACUGUUAGUCAAGCACCAUGGGAUGAUGAAACUCCAGGACCUUCUUACUCAAGCUCAGAGCAGGUGCAUGCUGCCAUGUCUUCCCUUUUAAAUACUUCAGACAGUUCAGAUGAAGAACUUGUAACAGGAAGAGCUACAUCUCAGAUACAAGGAGUACAGACCAAUGAGGACCUAAAUAAUGACAGUGAUUCUUCUUCAGAUAACUGUGUCAUUGUUGGAUUUGUUAAACCUCUAGCUGAGAGGACCCCAGAACUUGUUGAACUGUCCUCUGAUUCUGAGGUGGAGUUAGGUUCUUAUGAGAAAAUGGAGACCAUGAAGACACAAGAACAAGAGCAGUCUUACAGUUCUGGUGAUAGUGAUGUUAGUAGAUGUUCAUCUCCACGCUCUGUCGUUGGAAAGGAUGAACAAAUAAAUAAAGGUCAUUGUGAUUCUGGUACAAAAAUCAGCUCAAAGAAGGAAGAGAAACGAUCUAUAUCAUUGUCCUCUCUCAGAGACCUGAGCUCAUCCCUCAGAGGAGACAGAGUAUAUUCCCCAUAUACCCGCAGACACAGAAAGAGGGGAAGAUCGAGAAGUUCAGAUUCACAUUCCCAGAGUAGGAGUGGGCAUGAUCAGAAGAAUCGCAGAAAGCAUCAUGGGAAGAAAAGAAUGAAAGGCAAGCGAUCCAGAAGCAGGGAGAGUAGUAGACCUAGAGGUAGAAGAGACAAGAAGAGAUCAAGAACCAGAGAUAGCAGUUGGUCAAGAAGAAGCCAAACUCUGUCUCUAAGUAGUGAAAGUUCUAGCAGAUCAAGAUCUCGUAGCAGUGAUCGUGGUAAAAGAAGAUCACGGAGCAGAAAUCGAGAUCGUUACUAUUUGAGAAAUAAUUAUGGCAGCAGAUAUAAGUGGGAGUAUACUUAUUAUAGUAGAAACAAGGACAGGGAUGGCUACGAGUCAUCUUACAGGAGGAGGACUCUGUCCAGAGCUCACUAUUCCAGACAAUCGUCAAGUCCAGAACUUAGAAUUCAGUCCUUUUCUGAAAGAACAAACGCUCGGAAGAAAAAUAAUCACAGUGAAAGGAAAUACUACUACUAUGAAAGGCAUAGAUCAAGGAGCCUGUCUAGUAGUAGAUCAAAGACUGCAUCUACAGGGCCUGACCGGGUGAGAAAUGAAAAGCCUGGUGGGAAACGAAAGUACAAAACACGGCAUUUGGAGGGUACUAGUGAUGUUGCUCAACCAUCGCAUGAAUUUGCUUCUAAAGUAAAGGAAGGUCACUAUUCAAAAUCAUCAAAAUUGGAUGGAAGCUACAAAAAUGAGAGUGACAGCUUUUCAGAUAGCCGGUCAUCAGACAGAGAGACAAAGCACAAGAGGAGAAAAAGGAGGACCCGCAGCCUGAGUGUAGAGAUAGUUUAUGAAGGGAAAGCUACUGAUACAACCAGACACCAUAAAAAGAAAAAGAAGAAACAUAAGAGGAAGCAUAAGAAACACCAUGGUGAUAAUGCUUCACGUUCCCCAGUUGUGAUUACCAUUGACAGUGACAGUGAUAAAGACUCUGAAGUAAAAGAGAAUAUAGAAUGUGACCCUAGUGGUCCUCAAGACCCUGUCCAAAGUGAAUUUUUGGCUCCGUUUGAAUCUAAAGAUGUAGUUACAAUAGAAGAUGAAUUUGGUGUCCUGAGCAAGGAGUGUGAUAUUACCAUACUUAAUAACAACUUGAAUAAUGCCAAUAAAACUGUGGAUAAUAUAUCACCCCAGGCAGCUUCAGUUGAACAAACUCUUGAUGUAAGAGAAGAGAGCACCUUUGCCUCUGAUUUGGAGAAUCAACCCAGUAAUGUCUCUUUUCAGACUGAGCCAUCAAGGACAUCAUCGUUAAUGUCAGUGUCUCUUGGUAGAGACCAUGAUGUGUCUUAAAACUGCCAAAGCAUCUCUUUGAGAAUUCUGAUGGUAUAAAAAGAGAAGAAAAGAACAGUGUCAUCUACUGCAGUCUGUUUAGAGAUGACACUUGGUGAAAACUGUUUUCCCCCUUAAAGAUAUUUUGUGAGUUUUUUGGGUUUUUUUUUGGUGUUAAAAAAAAAAAAAUUGUAAAAAUCAUUAUUUGUUCAAAAAGUAUGUAUGUUCCACCUUGAGAGAUAUGCACUUUUAAGUGAAGAAAAUGAUAUUGCUAGCAGUUUAUUUAAAACUUGGGAUCCUUUUUAAAUAAAAAAUAAAAAUUUUAGAAGUUAUUUCGUAAA